AUGUUUAGUAAACAAUGUGAUGUGGAGCAUACUCACCUGGUGAAAAGAUUGGAUUAUGAUUUACUUAAUAAAAUUCAGAGUGAAAUCGACAAGAAGCCAGAUUCUGGUGAGGAAAGUGAUGGAAAACAACCUAGGGCAUCCAAGGAAGAUCAACAGUUGUUGUUUCGCACUGCGACUGCAAAGUCUGUUUAUCAAUGGAUAGUGAAGCCCCAAACUGCUAUCAAGUCAAAUGAAAUGUUCCUUCCCGGUAGAAUGGCUUUUAUUUUUAACAUGGAAAAUGGGUAUUCUCAUGACAUUCCGACUAUGGUGCAUAGGAGUAGAGCUGACUGUCCACAGCCUGAGGAAAUGGUUACUGUCAGUGUAGAUGGUUCUGUGCUUGAUCGAAUUUCUAAAAUCAUGUCAUAUUUACGUCUUGGAUCUUUUGGGAAGGUUCUCAAAAACAAAAAUAAGGAUAGAGAUGUAAAAGGAAAUAAUUGCAAGCAACUUGAGUUGGAAAAGUUAGUAGAUAUUUUGAAGCAUGCUCAUGAUUUGCUAUCAACAGAUCUUUCAAUAGAUUCCUUCAGUUUGAUGAUGAAUGAGAUGCAAGAAAAUAUAUCUCUCGUGUCAUUUUCUAGUCGACUUGCUUCACAGGUUUAG
Humulus lupulus (European hop) is the source of this 636-nucleotide messenger RNA. RefSeq names its product suppressor of mec-8 and unc-52 protein homolog 2-like. The record is from RefSeq and is a predicted model, not a curated record. Gene Ontology annotation, molecular function: small GTPase binding. The transcript is spliced from 7 exons. Gene Ontology annotation, cellular component: nucleus. Lineage: Eukaryota; Viridiplantae; Streptophyta; Magnoliopsida; Rosales; Cannabaceae. The coding region runs from base 1 to 636 and encodes 211 amino acids. Gene Ontology annotation, biological process: regulation of actin filament polymerization; mRNA splicing, via spliceosome.